Kalmanozyma brasiliensis GHG001 is the source of this 333-nucleotide messenger RNA. RefSeq names its product Ribosomal protein L10/L12. Gene Ontology annotation, biological process: translational elongation; cytoplasmic translation. The transcript is spliced from 3 exons. Lineage: Eukaryota; Fungi; Basidiomycota; Ustilaginomycetes; Ustilaginales. The record is from RefSeq and is a predicted model, not a curated record. Bases 1 to 333 code for a protein of 110 amino acids. Gene Ontology annotation, cellular component: ribosome; cytosolic large ribosomal subunit. Gene Ontology annotation, molecular function: structural constituent of ribosome; protein kinase activator activity; ribonucleoprotein complex binding.
AUGGCUUCCUCCGAUCUUGCCGCCACUUACGCUUCGCUCAUCCUCGCUGACGAGGGUCUCGAGAUCACCUCCGAGAAGAUCGUCCAGCUGACCACCGCUGCCGGUGUGCCCGUUGAGCCCAUCUGGGCCACCCUCCUGGCCAAGGCCCUUGAGGGCAAGGACGUCAAGGAGCUCCUCACCAACGUUGGUGGUGGUGGUGCUGCCGUCGCUGUCGCUGCCCCUGCCGGUGGUGCCGCCGCUGCUGGUGGCGCCGCUGCCGAGAAGGAGGAGGAGAAGAAGGAGGAGGAGAAGGAGGAGUCGGACGACGACAUGGGCUUCGGUCUCUUCGACUAA